AUGGAGCUGACCUUUGAAAUGACUGAUAUGGGUUUGUUGAAGUAUUUUUUGGGUCUUGAAGUAAUGCAGACCAACAAUGGAAUCUACCUUUGUCAGGAAAAGUAUGUCCAAAACUUGUUAUCUCGAUUUGGAAUGAGCAACUACAAGGAAGAGAAUACUCCCAUGAAUUGCAAUGAGAAACUUCUGCUCAAUGAUGGAGCAGAUAAAGUUAAUGAGGAGGCAUUCAGAAGUUUGGUAGGAGGGCUUAUUUACUUGACUCACACUAGGCCAGAUUUGACCUAUGCAGUAAGUCAAGUUUCAAAAUUUAUGCAUCAGCCUUCCAAAAUUCAUUCUGGAGCUGCUCGAAGAAUCUUAAGGUACAUUGGCAGUACUACGAGCUUUGGAAUAUGGUAUAAGCAGUCUGCAGGGAUCAGGUUGGUGGGAUACAGUGAUAGUGACUGGGCCAAUUGCGUUGAUGAUCGAAAGAGCCUCUCAGCAUACAUUUUCUCACUAGGCAGUGGUGCUGUUGCUUGGAGUUCAAAGAAGCAGCACACUAUAAACAAAACUAGUAGCCAUUUACGGAGUUCCUCUAGAAGACAACGAUGGCGAAAGAGGCAAUGGUGGAGCACGAAGACAACAGAUGAGGUAGUACGACGACGGCGUAGCAGGCGAUGGUGUAGUACGACGACGGCGGAGGAGGCGAUGGUGGAGGAAGACGACGGCAUGGUGGAGGACGCCAGUGUCGGAGGAGGCAGUGUGGAGGACGACGACGCCGGAAGAGGCGAUGUGGAGGACAACGAAGGCGAAAGACGACGAUAG
Messenger RNA from Cynara cardunculus var. scolymus (artichoke), 798 nucleotides. RefSeq lists its product as uncharacterized. The coding region runs from base 1 to 798 and encodes 265 amino acids. NCBI's taxonomy places the organism in Eukaryota, Viridiplantae, Streptophyta, Magnoliopsida, Asterales, Asteraceae. The record is from RefSeq and is a predicted model, not a curated record. The transcript is spliced from 2 exons.